UUGAAAUGAAUAUAGCUGCGUAUACAUAGAGAAACCCAUACAUGGAUUGGAAAUCAUUUACUCCCAUUCAUCCCAAAUUCUGACCCCCAGCCGGAAUUCCCAUUCACACCUCGCCGGAAUCUGACCCAACUCGCCGGAAAAUCACACACCUAUUAAUACUCCCUCCACAUUCUCUCAUUCCCUCCACUAACCCAUGAAAACCCAGUGAAAGGGAAGCACUGGCGCCGGAGUAUUAGAAUUCGCCGGAAUUCUCAUUGACACAUUGUCGGAAUCUGACCCAACUCGCUGGAAAAUGACACACCCAUUACUCCCCAGCACCCAUUCUCUCACUUUCUCCACUGACCUAUGAAAAACAAGCAAUGAAAGAAGGUGAAGCAGUGGCGCCGGAUGGGUCGUAUUCGCUGGAAUUUCCCAAUGGAGAAUCCAACCUCCAGAGAGCGGUCGAGCUCAUCUCAUCGCUGAUAUGUAUCUCACAUUCGAUCAGAGUCUUCUCCACCAAAUGGCAAUUGAUCCGAAACAAGCUCGAGAAGUUGAAUUCCAUUCUAAUGGCUGCCACUGACAGUUGCAGCUCCUUGGAAGAUACACCACUCCCAGCUGUAAUUCAAUCCAUACUAGUCACCGCGUUGGAAUGCCGUAAUCUAGCCCGUCGCUGCACCGAGCUGUCCUACAGUGGCAAGCUACUGAUGCAGAGCGAGCUAGACGGCGUCUUGGUGAAAUUUGAAUGCAGUCUCAAAGACCUCAAUGGAAUUUACAGUUCUGGUAUCCUAACACAAGCUCAUGCUAUUGUCGUAUCAAGGCCGAUCCCUGGAGCGGGUCUUGCCGACAUGAAAUUCUACGUUGGGAAUUUGUUGACAAGGCUAAAGAUUGGAAACUCAAAGAUGAAAUUAGAGGCGUUGAUAGCCUUGAAUGAAAUUCUUGGAGAGGAUGAGAAGUAUACGAAGACCAUCGUCGAAACAGGUGAGAUUGUUCGGCUUUUGGUGAAUUUUCUUGAAUUUGUGGAUGUGGAAAUCCAAGAAGAAUCCACAUGCGCUGUCUCGAUGAUCGCGGGUUUUGAUAAUUACAAAGGUGCACUUGUGGAGGCGGGUGUUUUUGCGCCGUUGAUUUGGGUUCUUGAGAUAGGAAGUGAUGUGAGUAAAGAAAGAGCUACAGCUGCAUUACAGAAGCUGACUGAGAAUUCAGACAAUGUAUGGUUGGUUUCAGCCCAUGGCGGCAUAACUGCUCUGUUAAAGAUAUGUAACAGUAACAGCCACGAUAGGCUGAUUAGUUCUGCUUGUGGGGUUUUGAGAAAUCUUGCCGGUGUGGAUGAGAUUAAAAGAUUCAUGAUUGAAGAAGGUGCGAUUUCAACAUUUGUUGGACUUUCAAGAUCGAACGACGAGGUUUCUCAGAUUCAUGCAAUUGAAUUCCUCCAAGAAAUUGCUUCUGGAGAUGAAACCAUUCGGCAGAUGAUCAUAAGAGAAGGUGGAAUUCAGUCCUUGAUUCGGGUAUUGGAUCCAAUGUCUUCACUCUCGUCGAAAUCAAGAGAAGUUGCGUUGCGAACAAUAGAUGCACUCUGUUUCUUGUCUCCUAAUUCUGUGAAAGUAUUGAUGGGUUCUGAAUUUCUCAACCGUGUUCUGUUUUUCAUCCGAAAGGGUGAUGUUGCCAUCCAAGAAUCGGCAUUGAAAACGGCAUUUCGGUUCUGUGGGAUAUCAGUAGAGACUAAAAAGGUGAUGGGGAAAAUGGGUUUCAUGCCGGAGCUUGUACAAUUGCUCGAUGCUAAAUCUCUAGCCAUUCGAGAAAUGUCGGCGGAAGCACUUUUGGGUAUAAUUUCAAUUCCGAAGAACCGGAAGAAAUUCAUUCAAGAAGAUUCAAACAUCGUUCGUGUCCUGGAAUUGCUUGAUUCGAAAGAAGAAAAAUCAGGUCACAAUAAAAUCUUGCUUUCAUUGAUAAUGUCAUUGACAGACAGUGAGAUUGUAAAGAGAAAAAUCAUAGCUUCUGGAUGCAUCAAGUACUUGGAAAAACUUGCAGAAGCUGAAGUUACAGACGCAAAGAGAAUUAUUAGGAAGUUGUCUGAGAAUCGAUUUCGGAGGAUGUUGAAUGGAAUUUGGAGUUCUAUGAUGUAAUUCUUUUACUAAAAUAAUGUUUUCCAAUACCAAUUCUAUUUGAAUUUCAUAUUCAAGUA
Magnolia sinica is the source of this 2158-nucleotide messenger RNA. RefSeq lists its product as uncharacterized. The record is from RefSeq and is a predicted model, not a curated record. Gene Ontology annotation, molecular function: protein binding. The transcript has a single exon. Bases 360 to 2099 code for a protein of 579 amino acids. Lineage: Eukaryota; Viridiplantae; Streptophyta; Magnoliopsida; Magnoliales; Magnoliaceae.